Cyclopterus lumpus (lumpfish) is the source of this 1762-nucleotide messenger RNA. It is a transcript of the gene zpr1, whose product is annotated as ZPR1 zinc finger. The record is from RefSeq and is a predicted model, not a curated record. Gene Ontology annotation, cellular component: cytoplasm; nucleus. The transcript has a single exon. Bases 185 to 1558 code for a protein of 457 amino acids. Lineage: Eukaryota; Metazoa; Chordata; Actinopteri; Perciformes; Cyclopteridae. Gene Ontology annotation, molecular function: zinc ion binding.
AAACCGUAGAAGAAGAAGAAGAAGAAGCCGGAAGUAGCUGGUCACACAGUGCGCACUACUUCUAACUUGUGUUCGGCGGUUCGUCAUCUAGAAAGUUCUCGCAACUCAUUCCGCUGAACGAGAAAACCGAGGCGCAAAUAAACCCAGUUUAUUUAAACGCCGAGAGGAGGAAAAAACAAUAAAAAUGUCCGUUAUUUCGGAGGAAGACGUGCGAGGUGAGAACCUGUUCAAGGAUAUUAACGCCGAAGACGACGACUGGCAGCCCACGGAGAUCGAGAGCAUGUGUAUGAACUGCCACCUGAACGGCGUGACGCGUUUACUUCUCACCAAAAUACCCUUCUUCAAAGAAGUCAUCGUCAGCUCUUUCAACUGCACCCACUGCAACUGGUCCAACACCGAGAUCCAGUCCGCGGGCCGGAUACAGGACGAGGGCGUCUGCUACACCCUCAAAGUCAAAACAAAGCUGGACUUGAACCGGGAGGUCGUGAAAGCGGACAGCGCGACCACCAGGAUCCCCGAGCUGGAUUUCGAGAUCCCUCCCUUCACCCAGAAAGGCGCCCUCUCCACCAUCGAGGGUCUCCUGGACAGGGCGGUCGAGGGGCUGGAGCAGGAGCAGCCCGCCCGGCUGGAGGCCGACCCCGAGGUGGCCGAGAAGAUAGGCGUCUUCAUCCGGAAGCUGAGGAAGCUGAAGGAGGUCGAGAAGGAGUUCACGCUGGUGAUCGAGGAUCCGUCCGGCAACAGCUUCGUGGAGAACCCCGCGGCCCCUCAGAAAGACGAGGCCCUCGUGGUGUCCCAUUUCAAGAGGACGGUCCAGCAGGACGCGCAGCUGGGGCUGAGGGCGGAUGACGACCUGGGCGAGGAGGAGGGGGAGGAGGAGCCGACCGGCAACGACUUGGACACCAUGAGAGGCGAGGUCCUGGCCUUCAACACCAACUGCCCCGAGUGCAACGCGCCGGCCUCCACCAACAUGAAGCUCGUCCAGAUCCCCCACUUCAAGGAGGUCAUCAUCAUGGCCACCAACUGCGACGCCUGCGGCCAUCGGACCAACGAGGUGAAAUCCGGCGGGGCCACGGAGGACCUGGGCACCAAGAUCACGCUGCACGUCACCGACGUGUCCGACAUGACGCGGGACUUGCUCAAGUCCGAGACGUGCAACGUCGCCAUCCCGGAGCUGGAGUUUGAGCUGGGGAUGGGGGCCGUGUGUGGGAAGUUCACCACCCUGGAGGGGCUGCUGAACGACGUCAAGGACCUGAUCGUCUCCAAAAACCCCUUCAUCUGCGGCGACAGCGGCGUCUCCAAACGGGUGGAGAAGCUGCGCGCGUUCGGGGUGCAGAUCGACCGGAUUAUAGCCGGAGAAAUGGACGCCCACGUCGUCCUGGACGACCCGGCGGGGAACAGCUACGUGCAGAACGUGUACGCCCCGGAUCCGGAUCCCGAGAUCACCAUUGAGAAGUACACCCGCACGUUUGAGCAGAACGAAGACCUGGGCCUGAACGACAUGAAGACCGAUGGAUACCAAGAGGAAAAAGCAACUACCAGCACCUCCUUAAAAGACUGAAUGAGUUAAUGUCAAGUCAAAACAACCCCAGUGUAAAUUACACCGCGUCAUAUUUUCAUCCAGUUUCAUCUAUUUUAAGUUGGGUUGACUGGUGGUUUCCAUCAGUUUAUCAAUCGGCAUAAGGAAAUGUAAAAUGUACAGUAAAAAUAAACAAGUUAUUUGUAAAAGGAACAGAUGCUGCUGUUAUUAAAGGUGCAACCUUCA